Molecule: messenger RNA, 3162 nt
Organism: Nycticebus coucang (slow loris)
Lineage: Eukaryota; Metazoa; Chordata; Mammalia; Primates; Lorisidae
Gene: AGXT2
Product: alanine--glyoxylate aminotransferase 2
Exons: 14
Coding region: 77-1606 (509 amino acids)
Biological process (GO): glyoxylate catabolic process
Cellular component (GO): mitochondrion
Molecular function (GO): L-alanine:glyoxylate transaminase activity; pyridoxal phosphate binding
Source: RefSeq, a predicted model, not a curated record
AGAAGGUCAGGAAGCACUUGGAGACCAUCCAUCCUCCAGCCUGUUUCCAUGCAGCUCUGCUUCCUGACGGGGAGAGAUGGCUCUAGUCUGGAGACAUCUGCCAAGAGCCCAGUGCCUGGUGACCUCUCCCAGGAUCCCUUCCUUGAGCAUAGAUGCUUCCUGGACAUCAGUAACCAAGCACCAUCUUCAUACGAAACCCAGGAUGCCUCCCUGUGACUUCACGCCCGAAAGAUACCAGUCCCUGGCCUACAACCGCGUCCUCGAGAUCCACAAGCAACAUCUUUCUCCUAUGGUGACAGCGUAUUUCCAGAAGCCCCUCCUGCUCCACCAGGGACACAUGGAGUGGCUAUUUGAUUAUGAAGGAAACAGAUACCUGGAUUUUUUUUCUGGGAUCGUCACUGUCAGUGUUGGUCACUGCCAUCCGAAGGUGAACGCAGUGGCACAGAAGCAGCUCGGCCGCCUGUGGCACACAAGCCCUGUCUACUUCCACCCUCCAACCCACGAGUAUGCAGAGAAGCUCUCGGCACUUCUCCCUGAGCCUCUCAAGGUAAUCUUCUUGAUGAACAGUGGCUCUGAAGCCAACGACCUGGCCAUGCUGAUGGCCAGAGCACACUCUCACAGCACAGACAUCAUCUCUUUCAGAGGAGCCUACCACGGAUGCAGUCCUUACACACUGGGAUUGACAAACGUGGGGGCUUACAAGAUGGCCCUCCCCAGUGGGAUUGGUUGCCAAUCGACUAUGUGCCCAGAUGUUUUCCGAGGCCCAUGGGGAGGAAGCCACUGUCGGGAUUCUCCAGUGCAAACAAUUAGGAAAUGCAACUGUGCACCAGACUGCUGCCAGGCUAAAGACCAGUAUAUUGAACAGUUCAAAGAUACUCUGAACACUUCUGUGGCCAAGUCAAUUGCUGGAUUUUUUGCAGAACCAAUUCAAGGUGUGAAUGGAUUUGUCCAGUACCCAAAAGGGUUUCUAAAGGAAGCCUUCAAGUUGGUGCGAGAAAGGGGAGGCGUGUGCAUCAUAGAUGAAGUGCAGACAGGAUUUGGAAGGCUGGGUUCUCAUUUCUGGGGCUUCCAGACCCAUGAUGUCCUGCCUGACAUUGUCACCAUGGCUAAAGGGAUUGGGAAUGGCUUUCCCAUGGCAGCAGUCGUAACCACUCCAGAGAUUGCCAAGUCUUUGGCUGAGCGCCUGCUUUACUUCACCACCUUCGGAGGGAGCCCUAUGGCCUGUGCCAUUGGAUCUGCGGUGCUUGAGGUGAUCAAAGAAGAAAAUCUACAAAAAAACAGUCAAGAAGUUGGCACCUACAUGUUACUGAAGUUUGCUAAACUGCGAGAUGAGUUUGAAAUUGUGGGAGAUGUCCGAGGCAAAGGCCUCAUGAUAGGAAUAGAAAUGGUGCAGGACAAGGUGAGCCGCCAGCCCCUUCCUAGCGAAGAAAUAAAUCAAAUACAUGAGGACUGCAAACACAUGGGGCUCCUAGUUGGCAGAGGUGGUAUCUUUUCUCAGACAUUUCGCAUUGCUCCCCCAAUGUGUAUCACUAAACCAGAAGUUGACUUUGCAGUAGAAGUAUUUCGUUCUGCCUUAAUCCAGCACAUGGAGAGAAGAGUGAAGUAAAAUGUUUAGAAAUAAAAAACCACAAGCUUCAAGAACUUACUGCUUACGUUCAAGAGUGAAUUCAAGGAAUAUAAGAACCACUGGUAUUUGGAGAAAACCUACAGCUCUCCAUAGUAUUCUGGAAGAAAUGGUUGACUACCUACUAACCAUAUGUGUUAACCGAGCCCCUACUAUCUGGAGAACUUCAUCCUCCAGGGAAAGGAUCUCUAUCCCUAGCUCAGAGGCUAAAUCCUAGUUAGUUUAGAUUAGUUAUGGAAAUUCAAUUCUUGUUUGCAGGGAUUGGUUUAGGUAUGAGCCAUGUGACAUGUUUUUGUCUAGUAAAUACGAAGGAAAAUGUUUUGGUUGAAGUGUCUUCAAAGAAAGGUUUCUUCACCCUUUACUCUUCAGCUCAGGAAGAGAAGUCUUCUUUCACUGAAAAUAUAUGUCAUGAUGACAUUCCUGGAACCAUGUCAGCCAACUUGGCGCCAGGAGGACAAAGCCUAUUUGCUGUGGUUGGAGGAUGGAUGGAUGCUGAGGGCUAACUGAAGUCAAUGAACCACUGUCUCAAGCAAUCCUGGAGCUACUACCUCAGGGGUUCUUAUUACAUGAGAUGAUAAAUUCACUGUAUUGCAUAAGCCUUUAUGGAUUUUCAUUAUUGCAGCCAAAAAGAAUCCUGAGAAAUGAUGUAGAAAAUAUGCCAAAGAGACAACUGUCGCUGUCUCCUUUAGUUCCCUCAAAACUAAAGAAGGUUUCUUCAGGACCUUCUUUUCUUCUUCAUUUCUAUUGCAGUCACCCAUCCUGAUCUAAACCCUCAUUACUCCUAUCUCAAUAGUCUUCAAGAUCAGAAUUUCCCAAACUUUAAUCAUUAGAAAACACAUUCAUAGAUAUUUCACCAUGGUAGUGUACCACUUGUCUUAGAACUGAAAAUAUGUUUCCUUAAUUUGACUUUUUUUCCUUAGAUGCAUGUAAGAGUAAACUUACUGUAAUUUCAAUAAAUGAGAAAUCAGCACAUUGCAAGUAGCAGGUACUGUAGAAAGUUCCUAGAAAAACAGUGAACACAAAGCAAGGUGAUCCAGUUCUGGGAGAUACAGGGUUGUUUUCAAAUAUUCUCAGCCUGAAGCCUGUUCUUCCUUUGUUCUAAAAGGUGAUUAGAGAGUGUUUGAGGGUUGUUAAAAACACUGGCAAAGGAGACUUUCUCCUAAACACAAAUAAAAUAGGGUCAGGAGAACUGAAAGGAAAAAAGCUUUUUUGGCAUGCUAGGCAUGCUUAGUUAAGGUGACUUGUUUCUUCACUGGGUCAGAAAAUUUGCUACGCUUAAAGCAAAGGCACGUGUGCUGGGAGGAUGCAAGGUGGCUUCCAUCUGAGCACUAGAGCCUGUGCCUGGGUGUGUAUCUAAAUCUGUAUCCCAGUUUGAAGCCAUGUCCUAAUUGUCUACCCCCCCUGAGGUGUCUGUUCCACUAACACAUCCUACACCUUGCUGUCAGAUUUGUUUCCAUCAGGCAUUGACUUUAACACAGCAUUCCCUAGUGCUGAAUCUUCCAAGUAGCUCCCCACUGUACCCUGGACAAGGUCAAACC